CUAGCACUUUUUUUUUUUUUUUCAGCUGUUAAGAAAUUAAAAUGGAUAUUAACGUUACCGAAAAAGUAAUUCAGACAAAGGAUCUCGUGAUUGAAGAGAAACAAACAACGAUUGUACCAGCACCUAUUCCAGAAAAGAGUGCUUGGAACGUCACUGUCGAAGUAACCGAGAAAAUAUCCGAAGUAGUUGCUGACUGGCCUGCACCCAAGGAAGCUGCAGUGGAGACAGAAGACACAAACGAAAAGGAUAAAUUUGUAGAAACUAAAGUAAAGAAUAAAGGUCAAUGGAAACCCUUCACACCUACACUUGUUCAUGCCUCUACCGGUAGUCCUCGUGUUCCCGCUGCUAAUGCUCGCAAGAACAUUCGUCGUACUUCUGAACGUAAAGAGAUGAAGAAACCUGCCACUGUAAACGGUGCUCGUCGUGUCUCCAAGUCCAAAGACACCACAGCUGCUCCUGCUGCUGCUAAUGCUGCUGCUACUACUUCUGCUGCUGCUGCUACUGCCACGGCUGAGACACCUGUCAAGUCAGAUACAAAAGAAGAAGACAAGAAACCUAAAGCUCGCUCUGUUCGUCCCAAAUCUAACUACCGUUCUGGUGCACGCAAGACACCUGCCUUUAUCAAUAUUGAUGAAGACACUUUAAAGAUGUACAUUAUGCAACAAAUUGAGUACUACUUUAGUAUCGAUAAUUUGUGCAAGGAUAUCUUUUUGCGUCAGCAAAUGGAUGCUAAUGGAUUUGUUGAUUUAUCGUUUAUUGCCAAUUUCAACCGAGUCAAGGGUUUAACAACUGACAUCAAGUUAAUUCGUGAAGCGUUAGACAAUAGCCAGAUCUUGGAGGUAAAAGGUGACAAGUUACGAAAGAGAGAAGGAUGGGAGACAUGGUUGAUGCCUGCUGUCAUUCCUGGUCCUACACCUGUGACACCUGUUGUUCCCAAAACCACGACAACGGCAGCCCAAGUAGCUAAACAAAACGCACCCCCUAACCCUCAACCCACGUUAGCUUCUUUAGCAGGUACUACUUUACUCCCUGCUGUUGUUCCCAAGUUAAAGAACAAUACGAGUCAACCCAAACCCAAACCUAAAGAAGAAGAUGACUUGUUUGAUUUUGAUGAUGAUUGGACUGAUGGUAGCCGUAGUGAUACAGUCAAAAAAUACUACCUUUCAGAUGAAGAAGAUGAGGAUGAGGAUGAUCUUGAGAUGGAUGAUGAUACAGUUGCACGUAUUAUGAUUGUCACCCAACGUAAACAAGAUCGCUCUCACACGAAUUUUAACCGAGCCAAGAUCAAUGAAGAUAUUUCAGAAAUGAUCAAUGAGGGACUCUAUCAAUAUGAAUCUGGUCUGCGUAGUUCGAGUGGUGUGACACCUAAAGUGGGAUCUGUUGGUAAAGAUCAAUUUGACCAAUUAAAGUCGCGUGAGGCACAACAUCAAGGUCAUCACAAUGGUGAGCAAGUGGGUACACAACUUUCGAGUACCACGAUCCAUGCUAAACCCAUCAAGAACGAUAAAUCCACCCCUCGUUUCUAUGCAGUUCGUCCUGAAUCUUUACCCAGUUCUGCCUUCUUUGGUACGACUCCUACACGCAAGACCAACGAUCAAGGUCAUGUGGGUUGGGUCUUGAGUGAUCAAGCCUAUCAUUACAACCCCAAUGAUUUAUUAUCUACAAGUUACGGUAAGAGUCCUCAUACGACAGGGGAAGGGAUGCUUUCCUCCUCCGUGGAUACUAUGGCACAUUCAUUUGGUAGUUUCCAACACCCCAGUCAUGAUUUAUUGCGUGAUAAGGGAUUUGUUCAACACAAGUAUUACAAGUAUCAUGCUAAGGCUUUAAGAGAGCGUAAGCAAUUGGGUGUGGGUCAUUCUCAAGAAAUGAACACCUUGUUCCGUUUCUGGUCUCAUUUCUUGCGUGAUCAUUUCAACAAGCGUAUGUAUAACGAGUUUAAGCGUUUAGCAGUUGAAGAUGCCAACCAAAACUACAGAUAUGGCUUGGAGUGCCUCUUCCGUUUCUACUCGUAUGGUUUGGAGAAGCGUUAUCGUAAGGAGUUAUUUGAAGAUUUCCAAGAGUUGACUUUAGCAGAUUAUGAACGAGGACAUUUGUAUGGACUUGAAAAGUUCUGGGCUUAUACUUAUUACCGUAAAGAUAAGAAGAAGAGAGAAUUGAAGAUUACGGAUGCUUUGAACGAGUUAUUACAAAAGUAUAAGUCUGUGGAAGAUUUCAGAAAUGCGGAAGCGCCUGUUACAGAAGAAGAGACCACAUACAAGGUGCCUCACCACGGUAAAUCAAGAAAUAGUAUGACUGGUGCUACACCUGUGCCCGCUUAAGAGAGAUCCUUCCCAUAUACAUAUAUAUAAAAAAAAAACAUGCUUACCUACAACAAACAACAACAAAAAAAUUUGAUAGAAACUUUUUUACAUUAUGCAAAAAAAAAAAACAAAAAAAAAAAUACUCACACACAAUCACACAUUUUUC
This is a messenger RNA of Mucor mucedo, 2466 nucleotides long. RefSeq lists its product as uncharacterized. The transcript is spliced from 5 exons. Gene Ontology annotation, molecular function: RNA cap binding. The coding region runs from base 42 to 2318 and encodes 758 amino acids. Lineage: Eukaryota; Fungi; Mucoromycota; Mucoromycetes; Mucorales; Mucoraceae. Gene Ontology annotation, biological process: mRNA stabilization. The record is from RefSeq and is a predicted model, not a curated record.